Molecule: messenger RNA, 2456 nt
Organism: Glycine soja
Lineage: Eukaryota; Viridiplantae; Streptophyta; Magnoliopsida; Fabales; Fabaceae
Exons: 7
Coding region: 80-2221 (713 amino acids)
Biological process (GO): lipid catabolic process
Source: RefSeq, a predicted model, not a curated record
AUUAUCCCCAAAUAUCCCAAAUAACCAAGGGCAUUAUGGUAAUCAUGUCAAAACAGUAACACCCAGCUUCUUGUUUCUGAUGAUGUGUUUCCAAGUGGGUAACCUUCCCCAUAAAGAGAAAGAACACCCCAUUUUCUGUUUUUCUCUGUUACGUUUCAGAUUUCACUUCUUAAGCCCAAAAUUUAUCAUAUUUUUCCAAACCCCAUUAUUAUUUCCUCCUCCAAAAAACUCGUUCCCGUUUUCUUCAUUCGUCGCGUUAUUUUUUCGAUUCUUGAGGCGCGUGGCCGAUCUCUGGCGGUGCAUGGCGGCGGGGACAAUGGCGACGGCGGCCGGCGCGGCGGUGAUGCUCUACUACGUGUUGAGCCGGCGGCUGGCGCGGAAGGAGGAGGACGAAGGCGAGGAUCACGGCGGCGAGGUGUCGAAAUCGAGCAGAUCGGUUCGCCGGAGAAGGAUUUCACGGCGGCCGGCGCAGGCUCCGGCGACGCUGCUGGAAUCAAUCGUGACGCUGUCAGAGACUUUAAGGUUCACUUAUUCCGAGACUCUCGGGAAGUGGCCCAUCGGCGAUUUGGCCUUCGGCAUCAACUACUUCAUGCGCAAGCAGGGUAAUUUAGCUGUUGCAAGUGUGUAUGCUGGGAGUGAUUGUGUGCAGCUCAAAGGGGAUGAGAUAAUUGUGGAGCUCUAUGAGUUGUUGAGGCUUUUAACUUUGUGUAUGCUUUUCUCCAAGAAGCCAUUUCCUGUGUUUUUAGAUUCUGCUGGGUUUUCCCUUGAUGAUGUGCUCAUUCAGAAGCCAAAAGCUGGGCUUCUGAAGCCUGCAUUUACCAUUAUACGUGAUACACAGUCAAAAUGUUUACUUCUAUUGAUCCGGGGUACUCAUAGCAUAAAAGACACACUGACAGCUGCAACUGGUGCUGUUGUCCCCUUCCACCAUUCAGUGUUAAAUGAUGGUGGGAUAAGCAACUUGGUUUUAGGAUAUGCACACUGCGGUAUGGUUGCUGCAGCUCGUUGGAUUGCAAAGCUCUGCACUCCUACCCUACUUAAGGCUCUUGGUGAAUGUCCACACUUCAAAGUCAAGAUUGUUGGGCACUCACUUGGUGGUGGUACUGCUGCACUGUUAACAUAUAUUCUUAGAGAGCAGAAAGAGUUCUCUUCAAGCACGUGCGUCACAUUUGCCCCAGCUGCUUGCAUGACAUGGGAGUUAGCAGAAUCAGGAAAACACUUUAUCACUACCAUCAUCAAUGGUUCUGACUUGGUGCCAACAUUCUCAACUUCAUCUAUUGAUGAUCUCCGUUCUGAGGUCACUGCAUCCUCUUGGUUGAAUGAUCUACGGGAUCAGGUUGAACAUACAAAGGUCCUGAAUGUUGUUUACCGCUCUGCAACUGCACUUGGGUCUCGCUUACCAUCUAUAUCUAGUGCAAAAGCUAGGGUAGCUGGUGCUGGUGCUAUUCUGUGGCCAGUAACCAGUGGCACUCAGGUUGUGAUGAAGCGUGCACAAAGUGUUGCUGAAGCUGUUGUCAGAACUCGCUCAUCAUUGUCAUCAUGGUCUUGCAUGAGUGCCCGGCGUCGAAAUGUGGGUCCAUCAGUAAACUCUAAAACUGAGGACUUAACUGAAACCUCUCUAAUAUCCGAGAGAAGCACUGAUUCUCACAUGACUGAAGAGGUAGUAAGAGAACCUAUGCUUAAGGACGAAAGUACUUCCUCAAGUGGAGGAUCUGGCCAUGAUGACACUGAUGAAGAGGAACAACUCAUUCCUGCUAAUGAAGACAUUACUGCGUCUGCCGUUGACGACUUCACAGAAGGCCAGUUAUGGUAUGAACUGGAGAAGGAGCUUCAGAGACAGGAUAAUACUAUGAACAUUGAUGCUCAAGAAGAGGCUGCAGCAGCAAAAGAGAUCACAGAAGAAGAGAAUCAACUGGUUGAUGCUGCUGCAGAAUGCAGUUGCAGUUCAAUCACAACAUCAGACAACUUGGACAGCCAUCGAUUUUAUCCCCCUGGCAGGAUCAUGCACAUUGUCUCCGUACCUUUGUCGGAUGAGUCAAAUUCAAAUCCUGAUGACCCUUUAGAAGAACAUGUCGGCUUAUAUGAAACACCUAGAGAGCUGUACAGCAAACUCAGACUUUCAAGAACCAUGAUCAAUGAUCAUUACAUGCCAAUGUAUAAGAAGAUGAUGGAACUAUUAAUCCGAGAACUAGAGAAAGAAGGCAGCUGUAAUGUUUUGGAUUAACAGAAAACGAAUUAGCAAUUGCAGAAUUGUUAGUGAAUACAGAUUUCAGUUCUCUUCUUUUUCCCUCUGUUGUAAAAAAUUUUGAUUGUACGGAUUUGAUUCUUUUAAGGUAGGUAAAUGUAUAGAAUGAGAAAGUAAUGAUGUAUUUACUGUUGAUUUAAAAAGGUUAAGAUUACAAGGUGUACUACAAGGUACUUCAUUUCAAAUCAACGGGAAAUGCAUUUUUUUUCUAACA